Cladocopium goreaui is the source of this 612-nucleotide messenger RNA. NCBI's taxonomy places the organism in Eukaryota, Dinophyceae, Suessiales, Symbiodiniaceae. The record is from the annotation of a GenBank genome assembly.
AGGUGACCAUCCACAAAUGAAAAGAACACGCAGCGGUGAUUCAACAGAUACCAUUUGGGAGACUGCAGAAGGUGCAGCUGAAGAUGACCUGGAAGAGGAGACCAGAGGGACAAAAGAGGAGACAGUCUUCAGAAAGCUGGGGCUUCUGGUCGCAAAGAAGUGGGGUGCCAAAGGUAGUGAGAAGCGGCCCACCGUAACCCAAGAGGAACUACAGAAGCACUCCAGUGAAGAGGAUUUCUGGGUCAUGAUCAACGGCAUGGUCUUUGAUAUGGGACCAUUUCUUCGAGACGAGGCAAAACAUCCAGGAGGCAAGGCGAUCUUGAUGAGACAGCUGGAGCUGACAGGAUCCGAUGCCGGGGCUCGCUUCGUGCGUUGGCACAACGCAGCAGGGAAUGCCGUCCGCCGAGCGCCAGAGUACUUUGUGGGAGACUUGCUGGGCUGGACUCCACCGAAGAAAUGGAGGUUGUGCUGCUGUCGCAGAAGAUCGGUGCCAGAAGAGGUAUUGUGAAUUUCGGUUUCGUGCAGGAUGCAGUGGCAGCAUCAGAGGAAUCAGAGAAUUUUCCUUGAAGGAAUCAGCUACCAGAAAAAGAAUGAUGUUUUUGAAGAUGUGGG